Messenger RNA from Capsella rubella, 2128 nucleotides. Its product is annotated as protein CHLOROPLAST IMPORT APPARATUS 2. The coding region runs from base 712 to 2022 and encodes 436 amino acids. The transcript is spliced from 3 exons. The record is from RefSeq and is a predicted model, not a curated record. NCBI's taxonomy places the organism in Eukaryota, Viridiplantae, Streptophyta, Magnoliopsida, Brassicales, Brassicaceae. Gene Ontology annotation, molecular function: protein binding. Gene Ontology annotation, biological process: regulation of DNA-templated transcription. Gene Ontology annotation, cellular component: nucleus.
UCCCAUCACUCCCCUCUCUGUCUCUCAGUGAAACCGAAACCAUACAAACUUCACUAUACUUUUUUUAUUUUUACAUACAUACAUAAAAGAGCUCCUCUCCUCUUCCUUCAAGAUUAACCUCUCACUUAAAACCCUACUUACUCUCCCUCCCUCUCUUAUAUAUCUCGUGACUCUUCUUUUCUCCUCCAUUCUCUCUCUCCCCCCCCUUUGUCUUCCCCAAACCCAAUUAGCUCCUCUCUGCUAAAACUCCACUCGUUGGCCAAUUCCCAUCUAACCAUAUCUCAGAUUCCCUAAUGCGUUUUGAUUUUUCUUAGUAUUUUCCUUUCUUAGCUUCUUUCCUUUUAAUUCAAUGAUGAACGAAACAUUUGUUUCAAGAAUCUUUUCUUUUCUCCUUCCUCUUUCUCUCAAGUUUUGACCUUUUUUUUUCCCUUCAAUUUUGUAUUUUCUCAGUGGGUUUUAAGGGUUUAUUAUUAUAACCUUAAAAUUAAACAAAUUUCCCUAACCAAAACCAGAGUAUAAGCUUGAUUUUCAUCACUCUCUCUCCCCCACUCACAAACAGUAAAAGUUCUUACAAUCUCCAAAGUUUUGGUCUUUUUCUCUCUUUAACUUACUUACUCCAACAAUUCUGUGAUUUUUGUUUGUUUUCUGAUAAUUUUCUCCGGAAUUAAAAAAAAAAAAUCUCAUUUUUAAUAUUUUCCGGCAAAGAAAAAAAUGACGGCUUGUAUAAGCAGUGGCGGAGGAGGAGCAGCGGCAUACAGUUUCGAGUUAGAAAAAGUGAAAUCACCACCGUCAAGCUCAACAACGACAAGAGCUACUUCACCAUCAUCAACACUCUCGGAAUCAUCCAUCGCAAUCUCAACGAGGAAGCCAAGAACGCAGCGCAAAAGACCAAACCAGACUUACAACGAAGCAGCUGCUCUUCUCUCCUCUGCUUACCCUAACAUCUUCUCCUCAAACUUGUCCUCUAAGCAAAAACUCCACUCCUCUAACUCUCACUUCUACGGGAUUGUCAAAUCCCCUCUCCUCAGUGACAACGAUGACGCCUCUGAUUUGCUCCUCCCUUCCGAAUCCAUCGAAGAACCGGACUUUCUUUUCCCCCACCCGACGAUCCAAUCCAAGUCUGAGUUUUUCUCCGACCAGAAAGAAGUUACCUCCGGUGGGACUUACGGUGGUGGACUUGCUGAAAUCGAAAAGCUCGAUUUUUCCGACGAGUUCCAUGCUGAAUCGAUCCUCGAUGAAGAAAUCGAAGAAGGGAUCGAUAGUAUCAUGGGGGCUGUGGUGGAACCGAGUUUGGAAGCUAGGGUUCCGGGACUCAACCGCGGCGGUGGAAGAAGCUCUAGUCGAAUCGGGAAAUUAGAACAGCAGCUGAUGAUGAUCAAUUCAUGGAACAGAGGCUCCAACGGAUUCAAACCAGCUGCGAAUUUACCAUUGGGACUCGGGUUAAGAAGCUCUCUCAGAGACAAAGAUGACCAAAACCUGUACAAAUUUCACACCGUCGAUUUCGAACAGAUCUCGCCGAGGAUUCAAACCACCGCCACAACCGAAACCGCGAUCGCAACCGUCGACAACGCUGAGAAACCGAUUGGAGUGGAGAAGAGCAAGAAGACGACGACGAAGAAGAAGAAGAAAAUGACGGCAUUGAUCACUGAGUCCAAGAGCACGGAGGAGACGACAACGGAGGAGACGACGAGUCAGCCGAAGAGAGCAACGACAGGUCCAUUGCUGAAGCUUGACUACGACGGCGUUUUAGAUGCUUGGUCUGAUAAAACGUCGCCGUUUCCUGAUGACAUCCUCGGCCUGGAACCUGCCGACGUCAAUGCUAGAAUAGCUCAGAUAGAUCUGUUCGGAGACAGUGGAAUGCGAGAAGCAAGUGUUUUGAGGUACAAAGAAAAGCGUAGAACUCGUCUGUUUUCGAAGAAAAUCCGAUACCAAGUUCGCAAACUCAAUGCUGAUCAACGUCCUCGAAUGAAGGGACGAUUCGUGAGAAGGCCCAAUGAGAGCACUCCAAGUGGACAAAGAUAACCAAGGAUAAAAGAGCCUAAAAGAUUCAUUCCUUUUAUCUUUUUCUUCUUUUCUCUUAUUUCUCUGUUUAUUCCUUUUUUAGUUUUGUAUUAAAAAUUUUGGCACC